AAGGAGAAUAAUCAUCGCAAGUGGUUAGGAUAGAAACCCCUCAAAGUCCAUAUAUAUCUUAUAGAACCGAACCGGUCAGAUUCUUCCUUCAGUUCAGCAGAACUAGAAAAUGGUUACAUUUACGUACCUCCAAAUCUAAUAUUACACAAUAAUUUCCAAACUUUCAGAGAUACCCUUUUCUCUAUUUAAUUCAUCUUCCUUUUUUCGUUUCUACUAUUUUCCAACAAUAUACAAAAAUUCCUUUGCACCUUCUUUUGUUUCAACCUUUUCUGAUUUUGAAAGUGAACCUGUUUUCAGUUAUGUGUUCUCAAACAUCUUCACCUCGUUUUUCUUUCUCCAAUGAUGUUUCACCAAUGAAACAUGAUGUUGUUUCUUGUAGAGACACACUGCUUCUUGAAUCAAAUACUGAUUUUGAAUUCAUCACUAGCAAAAACAUUGAAUUUGGAACAUCUUCAGCUGAUGAACUUUUCUCUAAUGGAGUUAUACUUCCAUUGCAGAUACAUGACAAGAAAAACAACACUGCGUCUUAUAAGGAACAACCUAGAUAUAUGAAUCUUCCGCCUCGACCAUUUUCGACUAAAACAAAGAAAGAGAUCAACAAAGAAGUUCAAGAAACAAAUACUCGAUCUAGUUCUUUUAUAGGAUUCAAAAAAAGCAAAAGUCUCAAUUGUGAUACAAAUAAAAAUUUUGUAUGUUUUUCUCCUCCUUUGUCACGAAGCAACUCAACCGGUUCAGCGCCAAAUCUAAAGAGAACGAGUUCGAAUAGACAACAGUCAUCACUAUCUUCAUCAUGUUCUACCUUAAAUAAUUUGUAUCCUGUGCAGAAGUCUUGUUCAGGUAAGAGUUAUGGUAAUGGCCUAAGGUUUAGUCCUGUUUUGAAUGUACCAACUCCUUGUUUUUCGAAAGGAAGUUUAAGUUUAUUUGGGUUCGGUUCAUUUUUGCGUGUUGGGAAGGCUAAGAAGAAUAGUAAUUGAUUAUUUCAAAAAUGAUAUCAAUGUUUUCAAUAGUACCAAUUCCACAAAAAAAUAUAUGUAGUACCAACAUUUUAUAUUGAAGACGUGUCGUGCUGGACAUCAAACAUGUGUAGUUACAUUUUUUAUUUUAUUUUACUUUUUUGAAUUAUUAUCAAUGUUAAUGGACAAUGGUUAAUCCUAAUUUAUCAUAA
Molecule: messenger RNA, 1165 nt
Organism: Medicago truncatula (barrel medic)
Lineage: Eukaryota; Viridiplantae; Streptophyta; Magnoliopsida; Fabales; Fabaceae
Exons: 1
Coding region: 300-974 (224 amino acids)
Source: RefSeq, a predicted model, not a curated record